This is a messenger RNA of Megalops cyprinoides (Indo-Pacific tarpon), 971 nucleotides long. RefSeq names its product DNA-damage regulated autophagy modulator 1 (gene dram1). Gene Ontology annotation, biological process: regulation of autophagy. The record is from RefSeq and is a predicted model, not a curated record. Lineage: Eukaryota; Metazoa; Chordata; Actinopteri; Elopiformes; Megalopidae. The transcript is spliced from 7 exons. Gene Ontology annotation, cellular component: lysosome. The coding region runs from base 167 to 874 and encodes 235 amino acids.
UUGGUGAAGAAGUUUGCUGUAGGCGUCGUCGUUGAGGUUAUUCGUGUCGGAAAGGACAAGUUUUGUCAGAUGGAGACAUACAGCGCUAGCUACUUUAUUUUUGUGCCGUUACUGUAGAAGGUCACCACAUACUACUGUACGAGGCGUGACUCGAGUGUGCACGACAAUGUACUGGUUUAGGGAAGGAAUGUGUUUUUUACCAACCUUUUUGGUCAUUUGGUCUUCGAGCACUUUCAUAAUUUCCUACAUAAUUGCGUUGGUGAGACAUGAUGUCGAUGUUAUCUUUCCCUACAUAAGUGACACGGGUGCGGACCCUCCUCAGAGUGGGAUAUUCGGGGUGAUGACCACGGUCACUGCAUUUACAAGUAUGCUUACCAUGUACGCGCGCUACAAGUUUGUGCAGAAGUUAGAAGAGAUCCAAGGGUGCCGCUCCAAGCUGAAUAAGUGGGCCCUCUGGAUCGGACUGAUUUCCUGCUUGGGAAUGUGUUUUGUGGCAACUUUUCAGGUGACGCUGGUGACAGAGGUCCACGAUGCGGGUGCUUUAGUUUUCUUUGUCUGCGGGGUGACUUAUACCCUCCUUCAGUCCAUCAUCUCCUACCGCAUGCAUCCUUACGGGUCCUCCAUGGCUUUGUGCCACACCCGAAUGGUCAUCUCCAUCAUCUCUGUGCUGGCCUCCUUUCCCAUGAUCAUCUGUGCGUUCUUUGUGCCGACGAAGCUGCACUGGGACACACAUGACAAGGAGUUUGCCUUCCACUUAGCCAGUGCAAUCAGUGAGUGGAUAGUGACCUUCUGCUUUGUCUUCUUCUUCUUCACCUACAUCCGUGAGUUCAAGUGUUUCAAACUGACCCUGAAUGCUGAGAUGCUGGUCAACUGAGAAUUGUGUGGCAGGACUUUCAUCCUUUUAAAUCUUGUUUAAUGAGUAUUUUUUAUAAAAGUGUUGAUAUUUUCAGAUAUAUUUUUGUAAAAACUUA